Penicillium chermesinum is the source of this 1500-nucleotide messenger RNA. RefSeq names its product MFS transporter. The coding region runs from base 1 to 1500 and encodes 499 amino acids. Gene Ontology annotation, molecular function: transmembrane transporter activity. Lineage: Eukaryota; Fungi; Ascomycota; Eurotiomycetes; Eurotiales; Aspergillaceae. The record is from RefSeq and is a predicted model, not a curated record. The transcript is spliced from 4 exons. Gene Ontology annotation, biological process: transmembrane transport.
AUGGCGGCUGACUUAGAAACUGCCCACGAGAAUCCCAUACCGGAAGUAGGCUUCAUUGAGCAACAAUCUAGCGGGCCUGACCAAAUCGAACCGGUGGCCAUUGAGCAGGAGAUGAAGGACACGGUCGUCGACUGGGAUGGACCAGAUGACCCCCAAGAUCCGCGGAACUGGCCAACCUGGAAACGCAUAACCCAAGUCGUCCUCGUCACCAGUUUCUUGUUCACUGCCAACCUAGCGGCGACCAUGUUUGCACCUGGAGCCGCUGCACUUGCGAAGGAGUUCCACAUCACAAAUCCUUCGAUAACCAGUCUCACCGUGUCGAUCUACCUUGCUGGCUUCGCCAUUGGGCCAAUGUUCAUUGCACCGCUAUCCGAGAUAUACGGGCGCCUUGUGAUUUAUCAUAUCUGCAAUGUCUUUUAUAUUGGCCUCAUCCUCGGAUGCGCCCUGGGCAAAAACACCGGCAUGUUUCUCGCUCUUCGAUUUCUUGCCGGAUGUGCUGCUUCAGGCCCAUUGGCUGUUGGCGGAGGAACCGUCGCCGACGUGAUCCCGCCAGCUCAGCGAGGGAAAGCAAUGUCUUUAUUCUUCGUAGGACCGCUUUUGGGACCAGUCUUCGGCCCAAUUAUUGGUGGCUUUGUGUCCGAAACAAUUGGCUGGCGAUGGACCUUUUGGAUAAUUCUCAUCUUAAUAGGAGUCGCCUUUACCAUAUCUAUCUUCUUUCUCCGCGAGACUAAUGGCGCCGUGCUGCUUGAAUGGAAAGCCGCUCGCCUCCGGAAAGAAACUGGGAAUGCUGCCCUAGUUUCGAAGAUGGACCGAGGCCUGAACCCUCGCCAGCUAUUCCUUCGCGCCAUCGUUCGACCGACAAAACUUCUCAUCCUGUCGCCAAUCGUGCUCCUCCUUGCCUUCCUGUGCGCAUUUCUUUUCGGUCUCCUCUUUUUGCUGUUUACCACAUUCCCCUCGGUCUUUGAGACACAAUACCACUUCAGCGCCGGCAUUUCUGGCCUGGCCUACCUCGGUGUGGGACUAGGCAUGGCCAGUUCUCUUGCUACAUUCGCCACGGUGAGCGAUAAGCUACACAGGGCCCUUGGAGAUGCGCCUAAACCCGAAGGGCGCCUGAAGCCCAUGAUGUGGGUGCUGCCCGCCGUGCCAGUUGGCGUCUUCUGGUAUGGCUGGUCAGCCGAAAAACAGACACAUUGGAUCGUGCCCAUCAUCGGUACCUUCUUCUUUGGAUUUGGCAUCCUCUGGGUCCUGAUGCCGACCCAGCUUUACAUGGUGGAUGCGUUUGGCGCGGAAGCAGCGGCCUCCGCGUUGGCUGCGAACGCGGUUCUUCGACUUCUGUUCGCAGCGUUUAUUCCAUUAGCAGGGCCAUCCUUGUAUGCACACCUAGGCCUUGGGUGGGGGAAUAGCGUCCUCGCUUUUAUCGGCGUGGCUUUUCUUCCAGUGCCGCUCUUGUUCUAUCGGUAUGGAGGGUGGCUUAGGGAGCGUUUCCCUGUGAAGCUGUGA